CAACAUUGGAGUCAACAUAUAACUUACCUGGUACAUGCAUACAAUUGCACAAAAAAUGAUUCCACGGGAUACUCCCCUUAUCAUCUCAUGUUCGGAAGGGAAGCAAGGUUACCCAUUGACAUCUGUUUUGGAAUCUCACCAAAUGGUGAAAGUGAAACCUCCUACCAACAGUACGUGGCCAGGUUGAGGAAAGAGUUGCAAAAAGCUUAUCAGUUGGCAUCUGAUGCUGCUACAAAGAAUCACCUGAAAAAUAAAGCCCGAUAUGACCAACGUGUGAGAGACCUACCUUUGGAGAAAGGAGACCGAGUUCUCAUACAGAAUGUGGGUCUAAAAGGCAAACAUAAACUCCAAGAUCGAUGGAAAUCAAUACCAUAUGUUGUUGUGGAGAAGUUGCCUAACCUGCCUGUUUAUAAGGUCAAACCAGAGCAUGGUUCAGGUGUGCUGAAAACUCUCCAUCGAGAUCAUCUGUUACCCAUCGGUUACAUGGUCAGGAUGUUUAACCCAGCAGAUGAUGCAAGCUCUGUUCGGAGACCUGUAACAAGAACUCAACGUACUCAGAAACGUCAACCAACCAAGUCUGAAGAAAGUGACACAGAGUCAUCAGGUUCAGAGUUUGAAACCGUCCACAAAUCUCCAGAUUUUGAUAUGGAUGAGGUCCGGAGACGGCUAAAGAUAAAUCACUCUGUGGGGAAUGAUGAGAGUGACAACUCUGAGGAGGAUGGAAAAGCUGUGGAGGAAAGCUGUGAAGUUACAGAAACUCAACAACUUACAGAGACAGAGAAUGAGGAACCGCUUGAAGUUGAUGCACCUCCUAUGCCAUACUCUGAUGUCCAAGAGACAAAUUCUGAAUCUGUUGAAGAAGAUUCUCAAGAUGCAGAAGAGGGAGCAAAGUCACCUCCCUUACAAAGAAACAAACGUAAUAUAGCUGCUGAAAGAGCAAAAAGUGAAAGGUCUUCUACAGUCCGGACAUCCUUGAGAAAACCAAAGCCACCUAUAAGAUUUACUUAUGAGGAACCUGGUCAUCCAUCUUUUGAACCAGUUACCAUCAUGCACCAUGGCAUGGUCAUCCAACUCAAAAUGAACCCUCCAGACCAAGACAAUAAACCAAGGAAAAAGUCCAAAACAUCCCAAAGGUAUAUGGAGGAGGAUAAAAGGAAAAGGGACAAAAGGUGUGAUGAGGACAUCUACACAUUCAGAAGAGGGAGGGUGUAGCCCUGUACAAAAUUUCUAUAAAUUAGAGUUUAAAAGAUCAUUAACAGUGUAAUUCACACACACAUAAAGAAACAAAAGAAAAGUUUAUAAAUGGAGUUCAUAAAUAGUUAAAAUUGGUUAAAAGGUGUGCUGGUUAAAAGUAUAAAUAUAAUAUGUAGAGUUUAAUAAACAAGACUAUUUACAGUUAAAGUUAAAUUCAUUAUAAAAAUGUUUUUGUUUCAUUUGAGAGAAAAAGUAGAGAAGAAGAAACUGUGUUUAUCUGUGUAACCUAAUCUGUUACCUGUCACCUGUCAAUCAUUUAAUUCCCGUUUUGCUUUUGGCCUUUUGUUAGUACUUGAGCCAAUCAGAGUAAUAUCAUUGUGUAAGGGGCGGGACUAGUGGGACAGGUUUGUGUGAGGAGUAGUGAGCACGUAUGGAAAACGGAGAACAGACGCUAUAAUGAGAGCGCUAAUGAAGGAGGCAUCGUGGUGUGGGAAGCAUUAAUGUUUUAUGAAGGUCGACUACUCGUGGUCCUUACAACAAAAAACUUUGGUGUGACCUGCAAGAGAUAAUAUGCUCUAAGGAGACGGACGUUGGUGAGCGAGAGACUGGUUUUCCAACCGAAGGCCCUGCUGUUUCUGCUUUGCUGUUUCUGUGUGCCCUGCCGUGAUCAUCUGUGCUGUGCUUCUUCCUUUGCCAUUACCAUCGCUAUUGCCAUUACCCUCGCUGUACUAACUUAACCUGGAUUCGUGAGUACUAACAUUCACCUGCACGUGCUUUUUUUGUUUAUGCUCAGUUUCUGAGUGAAGCGGCCAUUCCAGUUUUUAGGCCUCACCGCACACAAAGUGUCAUCGAACAGGCCUGCAACGGGGUUGGACAUUUUUUCAGAGGGAAUGAAUGAUUGUUUAAUUUCAAUAUAACCACAGAAAGGUUUUUUCCUUUUGGGAAAGUGAAGUUUUCUUUAUUGUUUUAGUUUUUUAUUUCAUAUCUUUUCAUGCUUAUGUGAUUUGUUUUAUUUUAUUCUAAGAUACAUUUAUCUUUUAUUUAAUGUUGUAAAUAAAUACUUGUUAAUAUUUUUGUAAUCAAAAUACAGUUGUGGUGGUCUUUAUAAGAAUUACAAAUAUACAUUUAUUAAGUAACAUAUAAAACAAGUUGUAUUUUCCUACAACGAGCCCAGGCCCAGUCUCAUUGUAUUAACCACUCUAGCUUUAUUUUCUAACUACAUGAGACCUGGG
Molecule: messenger RNA, 2426 nt
Organism: Carassius gibelio (silver crucian carp)
Lineage: Eukaryota; Metazoa; Chordata; Actinopteri; Cypriniformes; Cyprinidae
Exons: 2
Coding region: 88-1212 (374 amino acids)
Source: RefSeq, a predicted model, not a curated record